Molecule: messenger RNA, 757 nt
Organism: Somion occarium
Lineage: Eukaryota; Fungi; Basidiomycota; Agaricomycetes; Polyporales; Cerrenaceae
Source: the annotation of a GenBank genome assembly
AAGGACAUCAAUCUUGGGCUGCUCAUUUUUCCCAUCGCUUUGAGGUUUACUGGAAAGGCAAAAGCAGAAGAGAAUGUCUCAAGUCAAUGGUGGCUUUGGUUGCUACUACACUUGAGGCUGCCAUCAAGGACUGGAGAAGUGGAUCUUAUGUUAACACAGACUUCAAUGCUGGUAGGGUUAUUGAAACCUACCUUACUCACAUUCAGAAUCUCCUAAAUAUUCAGGAGAAAAAUCCAUCUGGCUAUCAUUUUAUAAUGACAACUCUUUAUGAUCUAGCCAGUUCUGGACAGAAAUUCUCUGCACUUAAGGCUUCAGCUGAAGAUAUGAUGGAGGAUUUGGAUCUUCAAGGAAUGCCAGAAGAUUCUGAAGAGGCAAGUGAGGAGAUAGAGGUUGAGGUGAGGAAAAAGAAGGAAAAGGAGAGGGAGGUUAGAGGUGAGGAAGCAGAAGAGGAGAUCUUUGGAGGUGAGAUUGACUAUGGCAGUGAAGAGGAAAGUGAGAAUUAGAGAUAGUCUUUUAAAGUAAGUGUUUUAUUUAUUGUUUUUUAUUUUUCAAUAUUACAAGUUACUCAUAUUGUACUCUUUACUUUCAUAGGCAACUUUCUUUCUUUCUUUUAGUACUUGGCUUCUGGGUUCCCUCCUUAUGGUACUCUUGAUAUUAUUGCUUUUAUUACCUUCUUUAUAUGCCUUCAUUCUUAUCUGGUUUAACUUCUACACUAGUUAGUUACUCUCUACUAUAAUAAUAGAGUCUAUUUUAAUAU